GGAGCUCGUCACCGUGUCAAGCCUUGGCCUGUCUCUGCCCUCACUGGGAAGUUCCAUCGAUUGGAUCUCCCUCCUGAGUCUCCAGUUAAGCAGGUAAACUUGUCAAAGACCUUUCAGAAAAUUAUGUAUAAUUUAGCUGUGGAAUAUGUUUGGAGUGGAAUGACAACUUUUUAUUUGUCCUUAUUUAUAGUUUGUGCUGUUUGUGGGCGACUCGCAUCUGCGUGCGUUGGUUGACCGUUACGUAAGGAUGCCAGACGGUUGCCUUUCGUUUGGGUUCCUGUCUACGCCUGGGGCGUCUGCCGCUGAGCUCCGCACUGAGUUGCUGAACGCAGACAUCCCCAGAACCCCCGACAUCGUUUGCUUGCUGGCUCCAAGCAACAACCUCACGGCGACGCCCGGCAUCGAAGCGGCUGGAGUUGCCUUCGAUGGACUUCUGAGAGCUGCCCGCAGUCGAUGGCCUAAGGUAGUUUUUGUGUUACAAAAUAAAGUGUAUUUUCAAGGCAGACUAUUUAACAGAAUUGUAUAGUGUGUAAUCCAAAACUUUUGUGCGGAUCAGGUGUUCGUGCUCGAUUUCCCUCCCCGGCUGGCGAGUGAAUUGGCACCGCAACAAUUCCUUCGAGAGGAGUUUCGUCGCGUUGCAGCAAAGAACGGUAUGUAAAAAUGAUUAAGAGAUAAUGUCAGUAUAGAAUAUCUUUGUAGGAAAGCUUUUAGUGUAUCAACACCACCUCUUGGUACCACGUGUAAAAUAUGUGUAUAGUGUAUGGUUUAAUAUUUGUUUUCUUCUGCAGGUGUAGAGUACUGCGUCACAGCUGACCGCUUUCCGCUGGACUCGCGUGCCUUGUGGAGUCGUGAUGGGAUCCACCUGAGUGACGAUCUGGGGAUGCCGCUUCUCGCGAAGCUUCUGUGGCACUUCUCCUUUCGGCAGCUACAGUCACCUCUGCCUGUUACACCUCCGCCUGUGUCUCCUCCCAAGUCACCCCCGACUGUGAGACCCUUUGCUACCACCGUGGUUGUGAAGGGAGAAGUUUCACGUCCACGUCCCCUUGACCCCUUCAAGGAAACUGUCGUCGGACGUCGCGGAAAGCGCAGCCAACCUGAGUCCUGGGAUGCGCCUGAGGACUGGGAUCAGUCUUCCGUGCGGAUCCUUCCUCAUGAGGUUUGUGUGCCUCCUCUGGUCCUGAGGGAGUGCUUUGUCGUGCUAAACCCUAUCCGGUUUAGCACUGACAAGUUGGCUGCAAUGGAUCGCAUUGUUCCAUCCAACCUUGACGUCCCCAUGGGGAAUCGCUCAAAGAAACGGAAGGUGGCACAUGGAACCACGGCUGUGGUCUCCAAAGGAAAGAAGGCCCGCCUUGAGGCACUUCAAACUCCAGCAAGGAUUGCCAAACCUUCGAAGCUGGUACCUCCCCCUCGACCUGUUCCAGAAGCUGCUGUACCAGCUACUCUGGAGGGCGUACCUCCUCCUCGACCUGUUCCAGAAGCUGCUGUGCCAGCCACUCUGGAGGGCAGCGUCUUUGUCCUGAGGGAGUGCUUUGUCGUGCUAAACCCUAUCCGGUUUAGCAGUGACAAGUUGGCUGCAAUGGAUCGCAUUGUUCCAUCCAACCUUGACGUCCCCAUGGGGAAUCGCUCAAAGAAGAUGACACGCAUUGAGGACCAUGAGCCAUUUGAACCAGCACCAGAGGUCACUGCGAGCAGUCAGCAGGUAUGUAAUUACUAG
This is a messenger RNA of Gadus morhua (Atlantic cod), 1714 nucleotides long. RefSeq lists its product as uncharacterized. The coding region runs from base 881 to 1714 and encodes 277 amino acids. The transcript has 8 exons. The record is from RefSeq and is a predicted model, not a curated record. Lineage: Eukaryota; Metazoa; Chordata; Actinopteri; Gadiformes; Gadidae.